GCUUGUUGACGGAACCGCCCGCCGCAUCCUGAAGCUGAGGCAGGCAGGCAGGCGCCGCUUCUCCCUCACGCCUCCGUCCGUCAUGGCGCCCACCCGCGCCCCGAGGAAAGCAGAGGCCGCCUCAGCCGGCCCGCCUCCCGCAGCGGGGGACGUCGCCCCGUCGCAGCCGGCCCCUGACAGGUUACCUUUUUCCGAAACAGACUUUGUUGCCUUAUGUGAUGCUUUACGGGUAUCAGACAGCAUAAGAACCACUGCUUGGCAGUCGUAUGAAAAUGUGUUAUUUACAUGCGGAAAUGUAGAAAGCCAUCUUAAAAAAGAGCUGUGGGGAAUCUGUAUUUUUGCUGCGGCAGCCGACUCAGAUGAGAUGACAUUCACUUUUACAGAGCUUCUGAAAUGUCUGAGUAUUAGCAUAUGUAAAUUCGUUAAUCGGAUUGAAGAAAUGGAGGACACAAUUAGUACUAAAGUGGGUAGUAUUAUAUCACGCCUGAAGAAGAAAUAUGAUGUAUUGUUUGCACUAUACCGGAAGUUAGAAAGGACUUGGGGACAGAUCUAUGUUGACCAGCCUAGUGAUCAAAGUUCUUCUGAACGAAGUUCUUCAUUAGUUCUAAAAUUAUGCUGGAUCACAUUCCUUUUGGCAAAAGGAAAAGUGUUGCAGAUAGAAGAUGACCUGGUUAUCUCCUUCCAGUUACUGCUUUGCGUACUUGAUUAUUAUAUCAAACUGUUGCCUCCUGCCGUACUCAAGGAACCAUACAAAUCUACUGUGAGUGCCUUGUCUGCUAAUAGCGCAACACGAACUCCCAGGCGUCAGAACAGAAGUUUGCGUGCAUCAAAACAAACAGAUACAGAUAUAAAGGUUAUUGAGGAACUUUGCAAGGAACAUGACUGUAAUUUGGAUGAGGUGAAAAAUAUUUACUUCACUAGUUUUAUUCCAUUCUUGAAUUCUAUGGGAAUUACAGCUUCCAGCGGACUUCCAGAGGUUGAGACUAUAUCAAGCAAAUAUGAAGAAAUGUAUCUGAGAAACAAGGAUAUCGAUGCCAGGUUGUUCCUGGAGAAAGAUGAAACUUUACAAAAUCACACAGAAUGUUUGCAGUUGGAGAUAACACCAACAAAAAACAACCCAGAUGACGAUACUCCGGGUGUACUUCAACAGACCCCUGUCCGGGCUGCCAUGAAUACUAUUCAGCAGUUAAAGAUGACUUUAAGCUCUGCAAGCGAUGAGCCAUCAGACAACCUCAUCUCCUAUUUUAAUAACUGCACAGCAAAUCCCACACAAGACAUACUGGAAAGAGUGGAAAAUCUUGGUUGUGUCUUCAAGCAGAAAUUUGCUGAAGCAGUUGGCCAAGGAUGUAUUGAAAUUGGAUCACAGAGGUACAGGCUUGGAGUGAGGUUAUACUACAGAGUGAUGGAAUCGAUCUUAAAAUCGGAAGAAAAACGACUGUCAAUUCACAAUUUUAGCAAACUUUUGAACAACAGCAUCUUCCACAUCUCUUUGCUGGCCUGUGCUCUUGAGGUUGUUAUGGCUACAUAUGGCACUCCAAGGAAUACCUCGCUAAAUGACCACACAGUUAUGGAAACAGACUUAUCUUUCCCGUGGAUCAUCAACAUACUUGACUUAAAAGCCUUUGACUUGUACAAGGUUAUCGAAAGCUUUAUUAAAGCAGAACCAAACCUCACAAGGGAAAUGAUAAAACACCUAGAAUGCUGUGAACACCGCAUUAUGGAAUCCCUCGCUUGGCAAUCGGAUUCACCGUUAUUUGAACUUAUAAAACAGUCGAAGGAACGGGACGGACAGGCUGACCCGCUUGAACCUGCUAGCUGCCUUACUCAGCCUCCUCAGCAUAAUCACACUGCUGCAGACCUAUAUCUCUGCCCCAAUUCAACAUACUCCGCUGCGAUUCCGGAUGUUCAGCCAGCGUUGGUUAAUCAGCCUCAGAGACCACAGAAAUCGACUUCUCUCACACUUUUUUACAAAAAAGUGUACUGGCUGGCUUACAUACGAUUGAACAAUUUAGCUUCACGUCUUCUUCCUGACCACCCGGACCUGGUACACUUGAUCUGGACGCUUUUUCAUCACACGCUGCAAAAUGAAUAUGAACUUAUGAAAGACAGGCACUUAGACCAGAUUAUGAUGUGUUCCAUGUAUGGCAUAUGUAAGGUGAAGAACAUCGAUCUCACAUUUAAAACCAUUGUGACAGCAUAUAAAGAACUCCCUAAUACAAACCAAGAGACUUUCAAGUGUGUUUUGAUCAGGGAAGGAAGAUACGAUUCCAUUAUAGUCUUCUACAACUUGGUGUUUAUGCAGAAACUGAAAACUAAUAUUUUGCAGUAUGCUUCCAACAGACCUCCGACAUUGUCACCUAUACCACACAUUCCCCAGAGCCCUUACAAGUCUAAUUCUCCUUUACGUGUUCCUGCGGGGAACAACAUCUACAUCUCACCUUUGAAAAGCCCCUCCAAAUUCUCUGAGAGGCUGUUGUCUCCCAACAAAAUGACACCGAGAUCGAGGAUAUUGGUGUCAAUAGGUGAAACCUUUGGGGCUGCUGAAAAGUUUCAGAAGAUAAACCAGAUGAUGUGCAGUAGCGAUCGCCACCUGAAACGCGGGUCGGAAAUAAGCUCUGUGCCCAAACCUCUGAAGAGACUGCGCUUUGAUAUAGAAGGGCAGGAUGAAGCAGAUGGCAGGGAGCAUCUCUCUGGAGAGUCCAAGUUCCAGCAGAAGCUUGCAGAAAUGACGUCCACUCGAACCAGAAUACAAAACCAGAAGCUAAAUGAUGGAGCUGACAUUUCUAUCCCUGAUCAAAAAUGAAGUCCCCUGUAGGUCAUAUCACACACAUUCUGCUUUGCUAACUCCUACAGAGCCCCUGGCAUACAAAUCUUAGCUUCUCCUUUUGUAACCGAUAGCUAAUUUGAAGUAGUUGGGCUUUUAAAACUUGUCCCCUCUCCCUCCCGCCGCUUAUGCCAUUGAUGCAGCACAUAUGCAAUAUUAUCUACUUAACUGUUAAUUUAUAUAAAUUAGAGGGGGGCGGGUUAAGUGAAAAUUUCUUUGUUUUCCAAUGUAGCAUUACUGGUUUGAUACCAUUUUGUUCUAUUUAUACUGAACUCGGGGUGGGGUGGGAUGUUUGAAGUUUAAGUAGAAUUAGUCAAAAUGCACUAAUGUCAUUUGAAUAUUAGAAUUUGAUGCACUACUUUUCCAUAAAUUAGAAUCCAAAUACUGCAGUGUUUAAAAAUGAGGUUUCCAUUUUUGUAGUCCACGGAGUCUCAGCUAUGCACGCAGAAGUAUCUGCAAGAUUGAGCCCUACGACUGUGCGUAGCGCUUGGCAGUGAGGUGUAAACUCAGUGUCUAGCCAUACUACUGAAACAAACAAAAACCCCUAUACCUCAUCGACACAUCCAUCGUCACCUGUUUUUAAAAAAACAUGCACUUAUUUGUUUGCAGCUAGCCUGGUUGGAUUUUACUUAAUUAUUCCGAGAGCCAGAAUAGCAGUUCUUUCUUCUGCAGUACGUGAUACCCCAAAGUGCACUUUUUCCGACUGCAUCAUGAACAAAGAAAGAGAUUAAAAAUGCCGUAGAGCGAAUGGCUCUAGAUGCAUUAGUUUCAUGCAAAUCAGUACGUGGAUUGUAAACACUGAAUAUGUAAAGACAAAACUGAAACCCUUGGGAUUUUUACUAGUAAUAGGUUUAUUUAAGACUUUGGAUAGAAAAAUUGCAAGUAUUUUAUUAUGACUGUAUUCCAAAUAAUUGGCAACUGUACACUAGAAGUAUUGUUCUGUAUACUAAUGUUAUUCCUUUAAGGAUAAAUAAAAGUUUUUAAAAUAA
Messenger RNA from Heteronotia binoei (common prickly gecko), 3813 nucleotides. It is a transcript of the gene RB1, whose product is annotated as RB transcriptional corepressor 1. The transcript is spliced from 27 exons. Gene Ontology annotation, cellular component: chromatin; Rb-E2F complex; nucleus. The record is from RefSeq and is a predicted model, not a curated record. Gene Ontology annotation, molecular function: RNA polymerase II transcription regulatory region sequence-specific DNA binding. Bases 83 to 2803 code for a protein of 906 amino acids. Gene Ontology annotation, biological process: neuron projection development; regulation of transcription by RNA polymerase II; negative regulation of G1/S transition of mitotic cell cycle. NCBI's taxonomy places the organism in Eukaryota, Metazoa, Chordata, Lepidosauria, Squamata, Gekkonidae.